CCACUAUAUAUUUAUAUGGUCACAGUCACACCCCCCUCAAUAUCCCUUCACCGUUUUUCACUCUCGUGUCCUUUUGCAAGAUUCCCACUUCAUCAAACUCUUGAAAGCUCUCCUCGCAUGGCCACACUUCAAAGCUUACUCUUCUUCUCUCUCCUUCUCCUUCUCACAGGAGUGCACGGUUCAUCUGGUGACAGCCACCACCACCGCCACCAUACACACCGCCAGCAUCUGUUCAAUUUUAAGCCGAGCAAGCUUUUUGUUUUUGGAGACUCAUAUGCGGACACGGGCAAUAACAGGAAAUCGAUAGCCAGCUCAUGGAAAGUUCCUUAUGGAAUCACGUUCCCCGGAAAACCUGCCGGACGUUUCUCCGACGGCCGUGUCUUGACUGAUUAUCUUGCUAGGUUUAUUGGGGUGAAGUCUCCAAUCCCAUACAGAUGGAGAAAUUUUGCAGUGAAUCGAUUGAAAUAUGGGAUGAAUUUUGCAUAUGGAGGGACAGGAGUGUUUGAUACAUUGGUUCCAGAGCCAAACAUGACUACCCAGAUUGAUUUCUUGCAGCAACUCAUCAAAGAUAAAGUUUACAACUACUUUGAUCUUCAAUCCUCUGUGGCCCUUGUCUCUGUUUCAGGCAAUGAUUACAAUACUUACAUCGCCACAAAUGGCUCUGCUCAGGGUUUCCCAGCCUUCAUAUCAAAAGUGGUGAAUCAGCUGACAGUGGAUUUGAAACGCAUUCAAGAACUGGGAGUGAAGAGAAUAGCAGUGAGUGGCCUACAACCCUUAGGGUGUCUUCCUCGCAGCACCUUCGGCUCCUCCUUCCGACAAUGCAAUGGAACUGAAAACGACCUCGUCAACUUCCAUAACGUCUUGUUGCAACAAGCGGUCGCUAAGUUGAAUAAGGAGACAAAUAAUUCUCCUAUUAUCAUCCUUGAUCUUUAUACUGCAUUCAUGACCGUUUUCAAGAACAAAGACAAACAUUUAGAAGGUACAAAGUUUGAGAAUCCACUGAAGCCAUGCUGCUUGGGAAUAAGCAAGGAAUAUUCAUGUGGAAGUGUAGAUGAAAAUGGAGCAAAGAAGUAUACAGUUUGUGAUAAUCCAGAAGCUACAUUCUUCUGGGACACAGUGCAUCCUACACAGGAGGGAUGGAGAUCUGUGUAUCUAGCUUUGCAAGCCACUCUUGAACAACUUUAAUUGGACAAUUUGUGUUUUUCUCUUUUGUUUUCUUAAAUGAUCUUUUGUUUUUCUCUAUUA
Molecule: messenger RNA, 1245 nt
Organism: Manihot esculenta (cassava)
Lineage: Eukaryota; Viridiplantae; Streptophyta; Magnoliopsida; Malpighiales; Euphorbiaceae
Product: GDSL esterase/lipase At5g03610
Exons: 5
Coding region: 16-1185 (389 amino acids)
Molecular function (GO): hydrolase activity, acting on ester bonds
Source: RefSeq, a predicted model, not a curated record